AAGGAUGCUGUUUCUAUGAGUUCAUAGACUACCCGGUACGACUGGAGGGGAUUCCCUGAACUUGCAUAAGCGGGGAAUCUAGCCAUCGGCAUUUUCAUUUUUAGAAAAAAUAUAUUUACCAAUUUGAUUACUUUAAAAUUUUUCUCUAAUAGAGAAAAUAGAAAGCAAGAAAGAUGUAGAAAAUAAGAGGACACCUAGAUGUGCCAUUCUGGCUUCAAAGGUCGGAAACUUGCGCUUCAAAUGCCCUUUAUGAUAUUUCUUCUCCUGAAAGGGUCUUUCCUUUAGCGCAGCGAUUUUCCUCUGCCCAUUUCCCUGGGUAGGCUUCCCUAGAUUGGAGUCACACUUCCCCAUCCCUGGAGGGGAGUGGCCCCGGGAGCCAGCGGUGCCGAGGACUUCCCCCCUGGGCCGGGACGUGGGAGGAGCUGCGGGAGAAAGUGGAGGCGGAAGUGCCCACUGGAUCAAGGAGAGUCGCUCACACGCCCUGGGAGUCAGUCACUUGUCAGCGCUGACCCGAGCUUGAAACCGCGCUGCUCCUGCAGUCUAGGUGCUUUUAUUACCUGCAAUUGGACUUUGAACCACAGGAGCCAUGAGCAACUACAACGUAUCCUUGGUUGGCCCAGCUCCUUGGGGGUUUCGGCUUCAAGGUGGCAAGGACUUCAAUAUGCCUUUGACCAUCUCUAGUCUAAAAGAUGGUGGUAAGGCAUCUCAAGCCCAUGUGAGGAUAGGAGAUGUGGUUCUCAGCAUUGAUGGGAUAAGUGCUCAGGGAAUGACCCAUCUUGAAGCUCAGAACAAGAUUAAGGCUUGUACAGGCUCUUUGAACAUGACUCUGCAAAGAGCAUCCUCUACACCAAAGCCUGAACCUAUUUCAGUUCAGAAGCCCGCAGCUACGAGCCCGUUUGCCAGCGACCCUGCCCAGGAGCUAGCCGAGGGGCAGAGAAGAGGACCCCAGGCUGACAGUAAACAACAAAAUGGGACAACUCCACCUAAACGACCACCAAGAAAGCAUAUCGUGGAACGUAAUACAGAGUUUUACCACAUACCGACUCAUAGUGAUGCAAGUAAAAAACGACUGAUUGAGGAUACUGAAGACUGGCAUCCAAGGACAGGAACCACACAGUCCCGUUCCUUCCGAAUCUUGGCUCAGAUCACUGGCACUGAACAUCUAAAAGAAUCAGACACCGAUAAUACAAAGAAGACAAACAAUAUUCAGGAUCCCAUCCAGCCUGCAGCUUCCACAGUGACAACAGCAAGGAAUGUGCCCCAGAGCCCAGAAAGUCCUGUUGCUUCGAGACCAGGAGUGGCCAGCCUCACCACUGCAGCAGCUUUCAAACCUGCAGGAUCUACAAAUGUCAUCAAGUCACCAAACUGGCAACGUCAAAACCCAACAGCUCCAUCAACUGGAAGGAUCUCAAACAAUAUUACCCCAUCUGGAGCCACUGCACCAACCAGCCCAGCCCAGCCUCAGCUAAAUGAACAAGACACCUUAGUGCAGAGAGCUGAGCACAUCCCAGCAGGCAAACGCACUCCGAUGUGUGCCCAGUGUAACCAAGUUAUCAGAGGACCUUUCCUGGUGGCGUUGGGCAAAUCCUGGCAUCCAGAAGAGUUUAACUGUGCCCACUGCAAAAACACCAUGGCUUACAUUGGAUUUGUGGAGGAGAAGGGAGCGCUGUACUGCGAGUUGUGCUAUGAGAAAUUCUUUGCCCCUGAAUGUGGUCGCUGCCAAAGGAAGAUCCUGGGAGAAGUCAUCAAUGCUUUGAAACAGACUUGGCAUGUUUCCUGUUUUGUGUGUGUGGCCUGUAAUAAACCCAUUCGAAACAAUGUUUUCCACUUGGAAGAUGGCGAUCCCUAUUGUGAAACAGAUUACUAUGCUCUUUUUGGUACCAUAUGCCAUGGAUGUGAAUUUCCCAUAGAGGCAGGAGAUCUGUUUCUGGAAGCUCUGGGUCAUACCUGGCAUGAUACAUGCUUUGUGUGUUCAGUGUGUUCUGACAGUUUGGAAGGUCAGACCUUCUUCUCCAAAAAGGAUAAGCCACUGUGCAAGAAGCAUGCUCAUUCUUUGAAUUUCUGAAAGGAUACAAUUUAAUGAAAAAGAAGAAAAAAAAUGAAGAGUGAAAAGAAGAAAUCAUAUGAGUAGCUAAUUUUUUGUAGGCUAAUAUUCAUAUCACUGAAAAAAUAUGGUGAAAAGAUAAAUGCCAACUUUAUAUACAUUUUAAGGGAAUAUUUGGACAUGUAAAGUGGAGAGAGGGAGAUAGCAUAGAAACUCAAGAUUUUUCAAGGCAUUUUCUGCCCAUGAAAUAACUAUCAGGCCUGUAUUUACUAGCUGAAUAUUGUUUAUCUUGAAAGAAUGGGAUGAAGAAGCAUUUUUAUGCUGAGACUACAAGAUAUGCUAUCCUGCCCCUACCCAGGGAAUGCAGGAUUUUGAUCAAUUUAUAGAUAGAUGUUGAAUAAAUCUGACCUCAGAUGUUCCCAUCUGUAUGAGAAAUUUGAGAAUAAACAAAAUGAGAUUUCUCCCUAAAGUUAACAGAAAAUUUCAUUAGAUGAUAGGUGCCAAUCUUUUCUUUUUUAUAAAAAAAUUUCUAUAUAGCUGUACUAAAAACUGAUCACAUGGCUAAGGAAUUCUGAUUGUAAAGUGUGCACAUCUUUUAAGCCAUGUAUUCUUAAGAAAAACCCUUUUUCUCCAUAUAAGCAUCUAUUGGAUCUCAUACAUAAAUCAUGCAGGUUAACCUUUUAUUAACAUAAGACCAUCAUGUGCAUCUUUCUACCAGUAGAUUGUAUUCUUCUAACCUUAGCCUUCUCUUAUCCCCUAGAGUAGACAAUCAGAAAAAAGUGAAUGCUUAGAAAAUUGAGCCUGAAAAAGAGGAGGGGAAGGGAGAGGGAGAGAUUUAGUCAGGUGCUUUUGCAAACCUUCAAGCACUGCAUGAAUGACAGUUGCUACCUUUACUAACUUAGAAGGUUACAUACAGUGUCGAUACCAAUUUGCAGAAGAACGAGUUCUCGAUGAUAUCAGCAUUUUUUCAAAAAUGUGCUAUCUCUUGUUUAGUAAGCAUAAAUUUAGUCUUUUUUAACUUUCUGUGUUUAGCUGUAAAACUGAUCAGUAACACUGAGGAAAUGAUUGUAAGUCAUUUGAUUUUAUCUAAAAGAAAAUCCUUACUGCUUUCUAGGUUGAUAAAUUAGAACACCUAGUGAGAGUUAAAUGACUGAGUGGUUAGAGGAUAAAGAGCUCUAUUUGGAGACAAGGCUUAUCUUGCUAAAGAUUUGAAAAUUAAUUAGAAGAGAACAAAACAUUAAUUUGGAGAUGUGAAAAACAUCCUGUGUUCUUUGAUUGUUGAUGAUUUAUCAUUUGAGAGUUUUGUGAUAUUAGAGAUAGAAAAGUAAUGACUUAUUGGCACAUUACCGGCUUUCCAAAAUAAUGACAAUAUUAGUUCAGUGUCCCAAAAGGCUUUUUUGGUUUAAAAUCCAAGUCUUUCAACUGCCUUAUGAUUUUUCAGGACACUAAUGUAUUAAGGAAAAUGCAGGGCAUUUAAUCAUUUUUUAGUUUAGUCUUUUUUCUUCUUCUUUUGUGUUUCUGUUGAACAGAGGGCAGGUCAGUAUGUUCUUCAUGGUUCUAAGUUUUUAUUUUAGACUUGCGGUGGGGGCAAGGUGUUUCUAAAAGGGGAUGGGAACCUAAAGUCCCUCCCUGCCCCAUCACUCACUCCCCUGCCUUGCUUCCAUUGUGUGCCUGUUUGUUCUGGAGUAAAAGCUGAAACUGCCCUCUUUGUUUAACCUCCCGAACUUGAAAGGCAGCUAUGCUAACAGCUGUUAAUUUAUGGUCUUAACCAAUUUAUGUUAUAUGUGGAUUAUAAUUAACUUAAACAAAUCAGAAAGGGGAGUCACAGAGGUAAAUCUACCAAGCCAAAAAGCAAUCGAACACCUCCUGGGUUCAUAGCCUCUAGUAAGGGGCAAGAGUGUCCUGGGGACUCAGCCGGGUUCUCUUGGCACUCUUGGCUGUCAUGCACCUGCAGAGGGCCUCUGGGACUUCUUGCCUCCCACAAAGUCUGUAGCUUUCAGCAAUUGAGAAAUGUGUUUUUGACCUGCAUCAGUGUAUUUGGGUUCUUUUCUGUGUCCUCUUUUGUUGUUUGUUAAGAUUGUGUGCCAAGACCUUAUUUAAUAGUCUAUGACAUUUGCAUACUUUGUAAAAAUUCGUGGCUGGAUUUGGGGGAAUUUGAGAAAGUUAACGUGCUUUAAAAACUUAAAAAAAGAAAUAAAAGUACCUUCUGAGGCAGUUAGGUGGCUUGGUAGAUAGAGAGCCAGGCCUAGAGAUAGAAGAUCCUGAGUUCAAAUGUGGCCUCAGACACUUCCUAGCUGUGUGACCCUGGGCAAGUCAUUUAAUCCCAUUUGCCCAGCCCUUACUGCUCUUCUGCCUUGAAACCAAUACUUUGUGUCAAUUUUAAGACAGAGGGUAAGUGUUAAGAAAAAAAAAUUUUUUUUAAGUAACCUUUUUCUCCCCCUCCCCACCCACACACACACAUCCAUAUUUCUUGGAGAUCAUAUUGUUACAUUUCCCCUAAAGUCUAUUCUUCCUGCCAGGGGAGAAGCUGUUGCCCAAUUUAUAAUUGUCUUCUUGUGCUUUGUCUCUCUAGUAACCAAGUAGUUAAAAAUGUCAGAUUAUUGGCAAGUCACUAAUCCCAUGGAAAUAAAUUCUGUCUGCUGCUCAUAAACCAGAAGGAUUGUGUAUUUUCUCCCAAGAAAGAGUAGAUUGUAGUACAUGAGGGUUAAUCUUUUAAUACCUGGCAAAGCACUUUAUUGUUCAGGUUAUCUCCUUGAGUAUUUAUUGUUCUGCUUAUAGAUAUCUCCCAGAUCAGUAGCCUUUUCUAUUUUUGCUUCUUUACUUUCAAGCUCUCUUGGUGUAUGUUUUGGGAUGCCAAAUUUGUAGCACAAAUGAAAAAUAUAUUCAGUGCAGUGGCCCUAGAUAGAGACUGAUCACCAGGAAUUUUCUGAGUUCCCUAAUUAAGUUGGUGCCAGUGAUGGGCUCAGCCUUUUCAGUAUUUUCAUAGGCUUUGAAGAGUCAAGUAGGAUCCUCUGAAGUACAGUGAGUGGGUUGUUACACCCAGCAGCCUAACUUGAAAACUAAGAGGAAAAGUCUUUCCUCUACUUGUACAUUUAAAUAGUCUAAGCUCCAGGUUUCUCAAACUCUCCCUUCAAUUGCCCAUAACCCUAAUGGCUCAGAUUUCCUAUGAAAGCCUAGGACUAAACUGAACCGUAAGUCUUGAGAAAUGUUAGGUUGUAAGCUCAAACUAAGACAGCAGAGUUUAGAUUUUUUAAAAGAAUAUUCAUGCGGCAUUAUUAUCAAAUUAUUUAUAAUGAAAGUAGAUUAAUCCACAGAUUUUCAACGGGUGAGGUACUCCAGCUCUUAAUUUUGCAUACUGCCUAAAAGGAACUUUCCCUAUCUUUGCUCUUAUGUGAACUUACAUGUAACUAGAACAAGCUGCCCAUAUUAGUGUGGCGUGAAUAUCUCAAAAAAUGUAUUUUGGAGCACAAUUUCUUCAGUUUCCUUAGGAAGACCAUAUUGUAGGCAUAUAAAAUAAGGGAAAAUGUACAAAUUGGUAGGAAAAAAUUACUGCACCAUAAAUUUUAUUUCUUCUUGAUUCAUUUAAAAGGUUGGGAUUUCCAAUAUGUCGUUUUGCUUCUCUAUUAACCUCUGACUUCUGCUUUGUUCUGUUUAUGUUUCUAAAAAUUGUGUAUUCCAAUCAGCUUUGCUUUUGGAUGCGUAUCCUAAUGAAAAUACAUAUAAACAAGCUUGCCAAGCAGAGCACUGCCUUUGUGUACAUGUCUUCAUAAUAAAUAUCUGUGGUGUU
This is a messenger RNA of Monodelphis domestica (gray short-tailed opossum), 5831 nucleotides long. It is a transcript of the gene PDLIM5, whose product is annotated as PDZ and LIM domain 5. Gene Ontology annotation, molecular function: muscle alpha-actinin binding; actin binding. Gene Ontology annotation, cellular component: Z disc; filamentous actin; stress fiber. Lineage: Eukaryota; Metazoa; Chordata; Mammalia; Didelphimorphia; Didelphidae. The record is from RefSeq and is a predicted model, not a curated record. Gene Ontology annotation, biological process: muscle structure development; heart development; actin cytoskeleton organization.